Messenger RNA from Gymnodraco acuticeps, 5106 nucleotides. RefSeq names its product TNF receptor-associated factor 3 (gene traf3). Gene Ontology annotation, biological process: regulation of canonical NF-kappaB signal transduction; positive regulation of JNK cascade; regulation of apoptotic process. Gene Ontology annotation, cellular component: plasma membrane signaling receptor complex. The transcript is spliced from 14 exons. Bases 224 to 1984 code for a protein of 586 amino acids. The record is from RefSeq and is a predicted model, not a curated record. Gene Ontology annotation, molecular function: zinc ion binding; tumor necrosis factor receptor binding. NCBI's taxonomy places the organism in Eukaryota, Metazoa, Chordata, Actinopteri, Perciformes, Bathydraconidae.
CGGAAGCAGCAGAGGGGGUUUCCAGUGAUCAGAGCUGCUGGAUCUCUCAGGCUGAGGAGCAGCGACUGAACCCGGACAAACAGAACCAGGACCCGGACAGCAGAAGCAGGACCCGGACCUUAGAACCAGGACCAUGAGGAGCCCGCCCCCGGCCCGGAGGCUCCGCGGCGGGGAGACGGUCUGAAUCCCGGGGACAGAGAGCCGAGCGGAGGAACUUCAUGUCAUGUCGGGGGGGCGGGAGGUGCAGCUUCCCCUCCAGCAGGUGGCGCCCUCCCUGACCACGCCCCUCUCCGUGGUCCAGCCCCCUAACCGGCAGGCCAAUCCCUGGCCUCCGAGCGACCCCGCCUCCUCUCAAGGUUCUCCUGCAGGGUUCCUCCCGCUCCACGGGGGGUUCAGGGACCACUUUGUGGAACCGCCAGAACCCAAAUACUGCUGCGAGGCCUGCAGGCUGGUUCUGUGCCAGCCGAGGCAGACAGAGUGCGGACAUCGGUUCUGCCAGAGCUGCAUCAGUGACCUCCUGAGUCACCCUAACCCAUCAUGUCCAGCAGACAGAGAGCUGCUGUUCAAAGACAAGAUCUUCAGAGACGUUUGCUGCCAUCGGGAGAUCAUGGCGCUGAAGGUGUUCUGUCGCAGUGAAGCCAGCGGCUGCCCGGAGCAGCUGAGCCUGCAGCACAUCCCCGAGCACCUGACGGUGUGUCUGUUCUUCGAGGUUCCCUGUCCUCUGGGCCAGUGUAAGGAGAGGAUGAUGAGGAAGGAGAUCCCCGACCACCUGAGCUGGAAGUGUAAACACAGAGAGACCAGCUGUGAGUUCUGCAGCAGCAAGAUGCCUCUGACGGAGCUGCAGAAACACAAGGAGACGGUGUGUCCGGCGUUCCUGGUUCCGUGUCCAAACCUCUGCUCGUUAUCCGCCCUGCCCCGCAGCGAGCUGUCCAGUCACCAGCACGACUGUCCCAAAGCUCAGGUCAGCUGCCAGUUCCUGCGUUAUGGCUGUAGCUUCAAGGGUUUGAACCAGGACCUGAGGCAGCACGAGUCCAGCUCUGCAGCCGAACACCUGAGGAUGAUGGCCAGCAGGAACUCAGCGUUAGAGAACAAGGUGGAGGACAUUAAAGGGGAUCUGCUGGAGAGGUACAAGGUGCUUCCUGCUCUCAGCAGUCGGCUGUCAGAGCUGGAGAACCAGCAGGACGAGCUGCGAGAGAAGAACCGGCAGAUGGAGCAGAAGCUGGCCACCAUGCAGAAACUGAUGAGUUCUCACUCAGAGAAGCUUCUGGAGGUGGAGCUAGAGCUGCGUUCUUUUCGGGUUCUCAGAGAGGAAGUGGAGAACAUCAGAGGAACCCUGGAGAACGUCCGGACGAGACUGAACGCUCUGGAACAAGGAGGACGCAGCGGGACUGGAUCCACAACACACACUCUGGCGUCCCUGGAGACACAGCUGAAUCGCCAUGACGACAUGCUGAGCGUUCAUGAUGUCCGGUUGGCUGACAUGGAUCUCCGGUUCCAGGUUCUUGAGACGGCCAGUUAUAACGGGACUCUGAUCUGGAAGAUCCGCGACUACAAGAGACGGAAACAGGAAGCGGUGGCAGCGAAGACGCUGUCUCUGUACUCGCAGCCGUUCUACACCGGGUACUUCGGGUACAAGAUGUGCGCCCGGGUGUACCUGAACGGGGACGGCAUGGGGAAGGGGACGCACCUGUCGCUGUUUUUUGUGGUGAUGAGGGGCGAGUACGACGCUCUGCUGCCCUGGCCCUUCAAGCAGAAGGUGACCCUGAUGCUGAUGGACCAGGGUCCAGCCAGGAAGCACCUGGGCGAUGCCUUUAAGCCGGACCCCAACAGCAGCAGCUUCAGGCGUCCGGCAGCAGAGAUGAACAUUGCGUCCGGAUGUCCUCUGUUUGUGUCUCAGAGCGUCCUGGAGACAGGCAGCUACAUCAAAGACGACACCAUCUUCAUCAAGGUUACCGUGGAUACCUCUGACCUCCCUGACCCGUGACCAUGUGACCUUGCUGGUCUGAGAUCAGCUGACCUGUUCACCCAGUAGAGCAAAGGAUCAUGGGAAGGAUCAGAGAUGAUGGAGCAGGCUCGUCGCCGACAGAAGGGAAGAAGAAGAGCCGGACAGGAAGCAGCCAAUCAGGGAGGACUUUACAGAGACCAGAAGGCGGGUCUUAUGGACCUGGGCUGAUGGACUACAGGUCUUAUUCUGAUUGGCUGAUGGACUACAGAAGUGUGUGUGUGUGUGUGUGUGUGUGUGUGUGUGUGUGUGUGUGUGUGUCUGUGUCUGUGUGAAUGGAUCAGUGUUGCUAUGACAACACCAUGGUGAUAUCAACAUGGUGAUAUCACCAGAGCCAACAUGGCCGCCGGACGUUGUUGCUGCUCGUUACUGAUGCCGUGCAUCAAGCUUUACUUCCUGUUUAUUACCUGUUUACCAAGGCAUGCUGGGAAAUCCUCUGCAGCCACAGAGGAGCUCUGAAAACCAGAAGAGAAACUUUUCCAUUACAAGAUACCAGUGAAGAUGAUGGGGCUCUUCCCGCUCACUAGCAGGAAACCAGCUCUCUGUUGGUGGUGUGGACACCCACCAGCUCCCAGUAUGAGCUCCCAGUAUAAUAGUAUGAGGUCCCAGUAUGAGGUCCCAGUAUGAGCUCCCAGUAUGAUAGUAUGAGGUCCCAGUAUGAUAGUACGAGGUCCCAGUAUGAUAGUAUGAGCUCCCGGUAUGAGCUCCCAGUACGAGGUCCCAGUAUGAUAGUAUGAGGUCCCAGUAUGAUAGUACGAGGUCCCAGUAUGAUAGUAUGAGCUCCCGGUAUGAGCUCCCAGUAUGAGCUCCCAGUAUGAUAGUAUGAGGUCCCAGUAUGAUAGUACGAGCUCCCAGUAUGAUAGUAUGAGGUCCCAGUAUGAUAGUAUGAGCUCCCGGUAUGAGCUCCCAGUACGAGGUCCCAGUAUGAUAGUAUGAGGUCCCAGUAUGAUAGUAUGAGGUCCCAGUAUGAUAGUAUGAUAUGAGGUCCCAGUAUGAUAGUAUGAGGUCCCAGUAUGAUAGUAUGAGCUCCCAGUAUGAGGUCCCAGUAUGAUAGUAUGAUAUGAGGUCCCAGUAUGAUAGUAUGAGGUCCCAGUAUGAUAAUAUGAUAGUAUGAGGUCCCAGUAUGAUAUGAGGUCCCAAUAUGAUAGUAUGAGGUCCCAGUAUGAUAGUAUGAUAUGAUGUCCCAGUAUGAUAGUAUGAGCUCCCAGUAUGAUAUUAUGAUAUGAGGUCCCAGUAUGAUAGUAUGAGGUCCCAGUAUGAGGUCCCAGUAUGAUUCCCAGUAUGAGGUCCCAGUAUGAUAGUAUGAGCUCCCAGUAUGAGGUCCCAGUAUGAUAGUAGGUCCCAGUAUGAUAGUAUGAGGUCCCAGUAUGAUAGUAUGAUAUGAGGUCCCAGUAUGAUAUGAGGUCCCAGUAUGAUAGUAUGAUAUGAGGUCCCAGUAUGAUAUGAGGUCCCAGUAUGAUAGUAUAAUAUGAGGUCCCAGUAUGAUAGUAUAAGGCCCCAGUAUGAUAGUAUAAGGUCCCAGUAUGAGGUCCCAGUAUGAUUCCCAGUAUGAGGUCCCAGUAUGAUUCCCAGUAUGAGGUCCCAGUAUGAUUCCCAGUAUGAGGUCCCAGUAUGAUUCCCAGUAUGAGGUCCCAGUAUGAGGUCCCAGUAUGAUUCCCAGUAUGAGGUCCCAGUAUGAUUCCCAGUAUGAGGUCCCAGUAUGAGGUCCCAGUAUGAUUCCCAGUAUGAGGUCCCAGUAUGAUUCCCAGUAUGAGGUCCCAGUAUGAUUCCCAGUAUGAGGUCCAGUAUGAUUCCCAGUAUGAGGUCCCAGUAUGAUUCCCAGUAUGAGGUCCCAGUAUGAGGUCCCAGUAUGAUUCCCAGUAUGAGGUCCCGGUAUGAGGUCCCGGUAUGAGGUCCCAGUAUGAGGUUCCGGUAUGAUUCCCAGUAUGAGGUCCCGGUAUGAGGUCCCGGUAUGAGGUCCCAGUAUGAUUCUCAGUAUGAGGUCCCGGUAUGAGGUCCCAGUAUGAUUCCCAGUAUGAUUCCCAGUAUGAGGUCCCGGUAUGAGGUCCCAGUAUGAUUCCCAGUAUGAGGUCCCAGUAUGAUUCCCAGUAUGAUUCCCAGUAUGAGGUCCCAGUAUGAUUCCCAGUAUGAGGUCCCAGUAUGAUUCCCAGUAUGAGGUCCCAGUAUGAUUCCCAUUAUGAGGUCCCAGUAUGAUUCCCAGUAUGAGGUCCCAGUAUGAUUCCCAGUAUGAGGUCCCAGUAUGAUUCCCAGUAUGAGGUCCCAGUAUGAGGUCCCAGUAUGAUUCCCAGUAUGAGGUCCCAGUAUGAGGUCCCGGUAUGAGGUCCCGGUAUGAUUCCCAGUAUGAGGUCCCGGUAUGAGGUCCCGGUAUGAUUCCCAGUAUGAGGUCCCGGUAUGAGGUCCCAGUAUGAGGUCCCAGUAUGAGGUCCCGGUAUGAGGUCCCAGUAUGAGGUCCCAGUAUGAUUCCCAGUAUGAGGUCCCAGUAUGAUUCCCAGUAUGAGGUCCCGGUAUGAGGUCCCAGUAUGAUACCCAGUAUGAGGUCCCAGUAUGAUUCCCAGUAUGAUUCCCAGUAUGAGGUCCCGGUAUGAGGUCCCAGUAUGAUUCCCAGUAUGAGGUCCCAGUAUGAUUCCCAGUAUGAUUCCCAGUAUGAUUCCCAGUAUGAGGUCCCGGUAUGAGGUCCCAGUAUGAUUCCCAGUAUGAGGUCCCGGUAUGAUUCCCAGUAUGAGGUCCCAGUAUGAGGUCCCAGUAUGAGGUCCCGGUAUGAGGUCCCGGUAUGAGGUCCCAGUAUGAGGUCCCGGUAUGAUUCCCAGUAUGAGGUCCCGGUAUGAUUCCCAGUAUGAGGUCCCGGUAUGAGGUCCCAGUAUGAGGUCCCGGUAUGAGGUCCCAGUAUGAUUCCCAGUAUGAGGUCCCGGUAUGAGGUCCCAGUAUGAUUCCCAGUAUGAGGUCCCAGUAUGAUUCCCAGUAUGAUUCCCAGUAUGAGGUCCCGGUAUGAUUCCCAGUAUGAUUCCCAGUAUGAGCUCCUCUGUGGCUCAGGCUCCUUCUGGUUAUUUCAUUCUUUGCACAGUUUAAAUGUUUAAGUGUGAAAUUAAAAUUGUAAACAAAACAAA